AUGGACGCCGCGGCAGCCGAGGGACUCACGUCAGCUGUUCCCUUGCUCGCGGCGAGUAAUACCGUACCUGCGCGCCAGGCUGCCUGCGGUGCGCCACGGCGGCAGGUGGGGCUGUCGUCAAAAAGUCCGUUCUCCAUAUCUCUCACCUCACUCAUGAGUUUUCUCCCGAAUGGGUGGACGUCUGCCGCCGAAUCCACCACGACAGUGACAACCGCGAACAUCCUGUACGGGCUGGACGCACACCUCACCGGCCUUUGCAGCUGGGCCUCUCCGUUGUUGACAACAGCCUUCGUGUCUCUAGCCUGCGCGUGGCUAGCGGUCGAGGCUGAAAUCGCCACUUCCACCACAAAUGUCAUGCUAUACAGCGCCGUCGUCAUGCGGCACAUCUUCUUUACCACUGCGCUAUGUGCGUGCGACUACCAUGCAUCUGCGCAGGAACCGUUAAGCACAAUGUGA
Leishmania mexicana MHOM/GT/2001/U1103 is the source of this 456-nucleotide messenger RNA. RefSeq lists its product as hypothetical. The transcript has a single exon. The record is from RefSeq and is a predicted model, not a curated record. Bases 1 to 456 code for a protein of 151 amino acids. Lineage: Eukaryota; Euglenozoa; Kinetoplastea; Trypanosomatida; Trypanosomatidae.